CUACUAGGAAUAAUGUUAUUAUUGUAGCAGAAUGCUGCUGUUUUCAUCUGAAUAUUACAUAUUAAAUAUUGUUUGCAUUUUCCCUUACCUCAUUCACAUAGUUAAGGUUUGCGUGUGUGUGUGUGUGUGUGUGUGUGUGUGUGUGUGUGUGUGUGUGUGUGUGUGCAGGAGACUAUGAGCAGUUACAACGGUAUUUAGCUGCGUUUGUUGCUGUCAAAUGUGAGCAGAAAGAUGGCGUUUUAACACCUGUACAUGUUAAUUAUUCGCAAUAUUGCGUAUUUUAAUGGGAUUAAUAAGCGUGGCUGAACGUAGCCAAACCUCCUGGACAGCCGGCUCGCUCUAACAGAAAUGGCCUUUCAUGGCUCCGCUCGGCCCGCCGUGUGUGGAAACUUGUUCCCAGCUUCGGAUUUGGGCCACAAAUAUUUCUGUGUGAACAGUACAGGGAGUACCGCAGCCUGCAGCGGCUUAAACGGCUCCCAGAACCCAGCCGGGCCCAGUCAGCCGGUCGAGACACCACGACACCCGUCGAAUAUCGGAGGGAGCACCGGCGGAGGAGCAGCGGUACCUCAGCCUCACAGCAGCCCGGCCAGCGAGGUGCCGUGUCCGUCCGAGAUGGAGCCAGACAGGCCGAUCGGUUAUGGAGCGUUUGGUGUUGUCUGGUCGGUGACGGACCCUCGGGAUGGACGGAAAGUUGCUCUCAAAAAAAUGCCUAAUGUCUUCCAGAAUCUGGUCUCCUGCAAGCGCGUCUUCAGAGAGCUCCGCAUGUUGUGCUUCUUCAAACAUGACAAUGUGUUGUCUGCUCUGGAUAUUCUGCAGCCUCCACAGAUUGACUGCUUUGAAGAGAUAUAUGUGAUCACAGAACUGAUGCAGAGUGAUCUGCACAAAGUUAUAGUCUCUCCACAGCCUCUCACCACAGACCACAUAAAAGUGUUCCUCUACCAGAUACUCAGGGGCCUGAAAUACCUGCACUCAGCUGGAAUUCUGCACAGAGACAUUAAACCAGGGAACCUGCUGGUCAACAGCAACUGUCUCCUCAAGAUUUGUGACUUUGGGCUGGCUCGAGUUGAAGAACCCGACUCCUCGCGUCACAUGACCCAGGAAGUUGUGACGCAGUACUACAGGGCCCCUGAGGUUCUAAUGGGCUCACGCCAUUAUGGGUCAGCCAUAGACAUCUGGUCUGUGGGCUGCAUCUUUGCCGAGUUACUGGGUCGGCGAAUCCUGUUUCAGGCCCAGAGCCCUAUUCAGCAGCUGGAUUUGAUAACUGAUUUAUUGGGAACUCCUCCACUGUCUGCCAUGGUUUCUGCAUGUGAGGGUGCUCGAGCGCACAUCCUAAGAGGACCUCACAAACCGCCGUCACUGUCUGUUCUAUACAUGCUGUCAGACGGAGCCACCCACGAGGCUGUUCAUCUUCUGUGCCGCAUGCUUGUUUUUGAUCCAGCUAAGCGGAUCUCUGGCAGCGACGCACUCUCUCAUCCAUAUCUAGAUGAGGGCCGCUUGCGGUACCACACAUGCAUGUGCAAGUGCUGCUACUCGGUACCCAGCGGCAGAGUGUACACCAGGGACUUUGAACCUGCUGCAGAGAGGCCCUUUAGCCACAGCUAUGAGGAGAGCAUGCUUUCUGUCUGGCAGGGCAAAGAGCUUAUCCACCGUUUCAUCACUGAGCACCAGCAGGGCAAAAGAGUGCCUCUGUGCAUCAACCCUCAAAGUGCAGCCUUCAAGAGCUUCAUCAGGUCCACUGCUUGGCAUUCCUCUAAAGUAUCGAGGAAAGAAGAGAGAUGAGCUGAGGAGGUCAUUAUAGGAGUCAUGGGAGAUGUAGACGACUACAGAAGCAUGCUUGUGCUCGAGAUGAAUGACUGUUUACAUUUGGUUCUUGUCAGAUUAUGUAGGUUUGAAUGCCUAGGCCUGGUGCUAAGUUUGGCACAGGAUGAACAUCCUAACAUUGUCCAAAAAAAACCCCUACAGUACCUAAUUCUGUAGACAUUUUUUUCAAUAGUGACAGUCCAAUUAUGCUGCUGCAAACAUUUUAUACUGACUGAGUUUGAGGAUUACGAAUACUGAAUUUCCGAAGAAACGCCUUUUCAUGGACUGAAGACAGAUAAGCGUUGAUUAUGAUGAUGGCACAUAUAUAUGUGUGAUUGUGUGUGUGUUGAAGUCCCUCAAUGUUGUGCAAUACCAAUAUCUGGGGGGAGGUUUCAGUAUUUGUGGGCUUCAACUGCCAUUCAGAAUUGUUCUUAUGUUUUGUCAAAAGUCUUAUUUGUUAUUUAACUGUUGUUGCAGUAAUUAGUUUUUCUAAUUUUGCAAGCUUUUCUUUUAUUUCCUGUAACUCAACCAUAUUUCCAGUAUUGCAUUGUGUCAUACAAAUAUGGGUUGCUUUUAAUUUUAUUUUAUUCUAUACUUUUUUUAUAUAUAGUUAUGCCACCGAAUUCUAUGUCACUGAAUCGUAGAUUAAGAUCACAUCAAUGUGUAGGUUCUUUUGUAUGUCUGUGUACCUCCCCUAAGCAUUAUGUGGAAGGGUUUCAAAAUCUUAUUUACUUCUUGUAAGCUGAACAGCUUUUUUAAGGUUAGGUAAGAGUGUUCUUGAUCCGACUGUGUAAUUGAAGCUAGAACAUGCACACUUGAGUGAUGCAUGAGGUAUAUGAGCGUGUGUGUGUGUUUGUUUGCGUGUGUGUUGUUCAGGAGUGGAGAGCGUUUAGGGGAUGUGCAGUUUUGUGCUAUUUCACAUUCAUUACCUCACAUAAACCCACUGUGCACUGGCUGAGUGUACUCAGACUAAACCCAACUAUUAACCAUGUACUGUACAGGGAUCUGUGCUAAUCACUGAACCACUAUCCCUACAAAUCCCCUUUAUCUGUCUGUCUCUCUCCCUCCUUGCUCUGGCUGAUGCACAUGUCUCAGAUUGCUUUUGGAGGAAAAUGCUGCUGUUCAUUUGAUUGACGUUUUCACUUCAGUCAUAUCUAGUGUUGAGCUCAGGUUUCAUAUCGCAGACUCUGCUGUAAACACACAGGGACUCGUAUCCGGGCCACAGCGGCCCUCUCUUGGUGCUGUGAACUGAAAAGGCCCCGUUUUGCUCUACCACCUCGAGACUCGUGCCUGUUGGCCACCACUAGGUGGUGGUGAGCACCCAGAGCACUGCUGGACAGACACCGUUCUCAAGGACGUCUGCUUAAAACGUAUCCACACGUGGAUAAGGACUUUGCUUAGGGAUUCUCACUACUUCAGGAGUCCAGUGAUCUUACAAACCCCUUGUGCUGUUAUUUAAUUUGGUCAUAGGAAGAUAUUUUCUUAAAUUAAGUUUUCCUCCUCUUUUAUGUUGAUGCGUUGUGACCAAUUGAAUUUAUUAUUUUUUUCUUCUUUUUUUUUUCUUUUCUGCCUUUUUGUUUGUUUGUUUUUGUUUUGUAGUUUGACCACUUGGCUAUUGUGUUGGUAGAAGAACUAGAAGUAUAGUGACAUGAAAAGAACUUCUGUCGGUCUAGGAUUUCUUGUACCGACAUCUAACUACAACGUGAGAAUGUUUUAGUUAAUGGUGAGAUUUGCGUUAGUCAUGAGCUCAUAGAAGUUAGACGUUUUAUGAUGGAAAAAAAAGAACUUGAUAUUUGUGUUGAACUAUUAUGGUUAGUAAUAUCAAACACUUGUUUCAAAAGAUGGCUGUUUUGUUUUUUUGUUAUUUAUUUUUUGUCAUUUUAUUGAAAAUGUUUUUGAACUUUGUGUUUACAACAGAUGCUUGAAAUUUUUAGGGAAAAUAAGUGGUUUAGAGUGGAACUGUCAAUAAAGAGCGAACACUGGAGACAAAGUGCCAUGUCAACUGAA
This is a messenger RNA of Tachysurus fulvidraco (yellow catfish), 3807 nucleotides long. It is a transcript of the gene nlk1, whose product is annotated as nemo-like kinase, type 1. The record is from RefSeq and is a predicted model, not a curated record. Gene Ontology annotation, cellular component: nucleus; cytoplasm. The coding region runs from base 349 to 1779 and encodes 476 amino acids. NCBI's taxonomy places the organism in Eukaryota, Metazoa, Chordata, Actinopteri, Siluriformes, Bagridae. Gene Ontology annotation, molecular function: MAP kinase activity; ATP binding. Gene Ontology annotation, biological process: intracellular signal transduction; protein phosphorylation. The transcript is spliced from 12 exons.